This is a messenger RNA of Pseudovirgaria hyperparasitica, 1330 nucleotides long. Its product is annotated as disulfide isomerase TigA. The coding region runs from base 96 to 1184 and encodes 362 amino acids. The record is from RefSeq and is a predicted model, not a curated record. Lineage: Eukaryota; Fungi; Ascomycota; Dothideomycetes; Acrospermales; Acrospermaceae. Gene Ontology annotation, biological process: protein folding. Gene Ontology annotation, cellular component: endoplasmic reticulum. Gene Ontology annotation, molecular function: protein disulfide isomerase activity. The transcript has 2 exons.
CCUGAACAAGUGGCGGCACAAGUGUAGGGAGACUUAUAUAGAGAGCUCACCCAUUUUUGAUACCCCUCUAGCCAUCUAAUUACAUAUCUUGCAAAAUGGUAGCCCUCACCUACCUUCUCACCGCGCUUCCCCUCGUUAUACGGACUGUCGCCGCCUCUGACGUAGUCGAGCUUCUCCCGAACACUUUCGACGAUAUCGUCCUAAAGUCUGGCAAGCCCGCCCUUGUAGAAUUCUUCGCACCAUGGUGCGGACACUGCAAGAACCUUGCUCCUAUCUAUGAGGAGCUAGGUACUGCCUUCAAAGCGGGCGACAAAGUCACCAUCGCAAAGGUCGACGCUGAUGCUCACAAGGACCUGGGCAAGCGCUUUGGAAUCCAAGGAUUCCCCACUCUGAAGUGGUUCGACGGCAAGAGUGAUUCCCCAGAGGACUACAAUGGAGGAAGAGACUUGGAAAGCUUGACUCAAUUCGUGACUGAGAAGAGCGGCGCGAAGGCAAAGGGACCGAAACAGGAACCCAGUAAUGUCAAGAUUUUGACUGACAAGAGCUUCGCUGAGACGAUUGGGACCAACAACGUACUCGUCGCUUUUACUGCACCUUGGUGUGGACACUGCAAGAAUCUUGCGCCCACCUGGGAGAAGCUCGCAAACACAUUUGAAGCCGAAUCAAACGUCACCAUCGCCAAAGUUGACGCUGAGGCCGAGAACUCAAAGGCUACUGCCUCUAAGCAAGGCGUCAAGUCUUACCCAACCAUUAAAUUCUUCGCCAAGGGCUCGACCGACGCCCAGGAUUACACCGGUGGACGGUCUGAAGAAGACUUUGUCAUCUACCUCAACGCUAAGGCUGGUACACACCGUGUUGCGGGUGGUGGUCUUGAUGUCUAUGCUGGAACAAUCAAGGCUCUGGAUGAGCUUGCGGCUGAAUGGGUGCUCAAGCCCGGCUCAGAUGCACUGAAUGCCUUGACUCAAGCAGCUCAGGAUGCAGGUGAUAUCAGUGCUGAGUACUACCAGAAGGUCGCGAGCAAGCUCACCAAGGAUGAGACCUUUGCUGAGAAGGAAUACAAACGCCUCCAGGGUCUGCUUGAAAAGGGCGGUCUUAGCACUAAGAAGCUUGAUGAUAUCACCAAGCGAAGCAACGUGCUCAAGAAGUUCCAGAAGAAGCUUGAGGAGAUUAAGGAUGAGCUGUAAGCCCGGAUAUCUACUACACUGCACGGUGCGACGCAGGUUAUCUUAACAUAUAUAUGCACACUGGAUUGUACGCUCUUAGAUAGUGUAUAACAUGGAUCAAAUAGUGCCAUUAGCAUAGGAAUUGAUAUAUUCUCCCUCAUAGUUGA